GGAGGGGAGGGAGAUAUUUUCCAUAAAGCUCUUUUUUUUCUCUCUUUCUUUCUGCCCUUGAGCAUCCCGGGUAAACCCGAGCUUGUAAAGUAGGAGGAGGAGGAGAAGGGCGGGCACAAGCCUUUCCUCAAAGUCAAUAUUUCUACUUUUGAUACUCCUUGACGCUGGAUUUCAGGGCUCUUCCCUACCCGUUUCCAGAUCUAGGACACCGAUCUACCGUGUGCAGCCAUCCUCAGUGUAAUAAAAAAGUAUCCGGCAGAAGGCAAAAACAAACAGCGAGUCGGGCAGUCAGAUAACGGGAGUACAGUGAGCACCGCGACGGGGAACGAGUACAGUGGAUGAACCGGAGGAUUUUUUGCAGAAAGAGGGGGACGUUCAUAUACUCCAACGAGGCACAAAGUCCUGAUCUUUCUCAUGGAUGAAUGUUAUAAGACAAUCAAAAAACUUGGCCGGUGCACUACAUCCAAUGGAUAUACCUGAAGAUGCAAUAACCUCUCCAUCAUCCCUGCUGGCCAUGUCCGCUGUCUUCGUGCAUGACUCCAGGCUCUGAGACAUGGAUCCGUGUUAAUAUCUUCAACAAGCCCCCUGCAACAUUAUGGUUGAAGUGGAUGCCAAGAUUCAUCUCUGUAACAUUACACGCCUCCACAUCCACCACCCAUCUUCCUCUGGGAAUCAGCCGUCAAAACAAGAAAGUGUCUUGUUUUCUGGAAGUCGUAAAUAUUUGUGAAGAGACACACUGAUACAGGGUCUUUUUUUAUUUAUUUCAUUUAGGGAGUUUGCCAGCCCGGAGGCUGCUGCCUCUUACCUUCACCUUUCCAUUUACAGUACCGCAGUAUGGUGGGGGUAGGGAUGUUCCCUGUUUCCUUAUGAUCCCCACCCCAUGCGCUUCACCUCUACGUUGAGCUCCGUGGCCCCCCUCACCCUGUGCCGGACCCCACUCCAACAACUCCCCCGCCUGCCAUGCUCCUCCAGGCCGUGUUGUUGCUGCUGCAUUGCUUGGCCUCGACUCUGGGCCAGUAUGAACUGUGCAAGUCCCUGGUGAGCACGGAUGAUGGCUCGGUAUGGGAGCACUAUGCCUGCCAGCCAAAAGCCGCAUCCAUGAAAGAUUACAUGCGGAUCAAAGUGGAUCCACCGGGAAUCACAUGUGGAAACCCACCUGAGAAGUUUUGCACUCUAGAGAACCCAUACCUGUGCAGUGACGAGUGUGAUGCGUCUAACCCAGACUUGGCCCACCCUCCCCAGCUGAUGCAGGACCGUGAACGCAGCGGCCUCAUCACCUACUGGCAGACAGUCUCGUGGAGCCGCUACCCAGAGCCCCUGCUGGCUAACAUCUCCAUGUCGUGGAACAAGAGCCUGGAGCUCACAGAUGACAUCCAGAUCACCUUUGAGUACGGCCGUCCUACCAUCAUGGUGCUGGAGAAGUCCAUGGACCAUGGACGCUCUUGGCAGCCCUACCAGUACUACGCUGAUGACUGCCUGGAUGCCUUCAACAUGCCACCCAGGCGUGUCCGUGACCUUUCACCCGCUAACAUCACACGGGUCAUCUGCACUGAGCAGUACUCACGCUGGGUAGGCUCUAAGAACGACAAGAACGUGAAGUUCGAAGUGCGGGCUCGCUUCGCUGUGUUCGCCGGAGCUCGGCUACAGAACAUGGACAACCUGUACACUCGCAUGGAAAGCAUGAAGGGAUUGAGAGACUUCUUCACCUUCACCAACCUCAGGCUUAGGCUGCUCAAGCCUGCCCUCGGAGGCACCUAUGUCCAGAGAGAGAACCUCAGCAAGUACUUCUAUGCCAUCUCCAACAUCGAGGUACCCGCCAGGUGUAAGUGUAACCUCCAUGCCUCCCAGUGCCUGCUGCAGGAUGGGAACCUCCAGUGCCAGUGUGAACACAACACUACAGGCCAGGACUGCCAGCGCUGUAAGAAGGGCUUCAAAGCCAAGUCCUGGAAGGCUGGCUCCUACCUGCCAACACCCAAUGGAUCCCCGAACACCUGUGCAAUUGCUGGUUCCCCCUCCGGUUCUAGAGCUGAUACAGAAGCGCGAGCUGCUAGAAAAGCGGCUAAACGUAAAAAAGCAGAGGCCAAAACUGAAGGUGAAACAAAGGUUGAAGCUAGCAGUGAAACUAAGGCUACAGCUGAAGGUGGAGCAGAGACUAAACCAGAAGAAACAGAGCCUGAGGCUGAAGAUAAAAAAGGAGAUGAAGCUAAGGGUGAAACACAGGCUGAAACUGACGGUGAAACAGAGGCUGUGGCUAAAGAUAAAAAAGGAGAUGAAGCUAAAGAUGAAACACAGGCUGAAGGUAAAGCAGUGGAUGAAGCUGAAGGUGAAACAUUAGUUGAAACCAAGGCUGAAACUGAGGGCGAAACUGAGAGUGAAACUGAGGCAGAAACUGAAGGUGAAACAGAAUCUGAGACUGGAGGUGAAACCAAAGCUGAAGCUGAAGGUGUAACAGAAUCUGGGACUGAAGAUGAAACCAAGGCUAAAGCUGAAGGUGAAACAGAAUCUGGGACUGAAGAUGAAACCAAGGCUGAAGCUGAAGGUGAAACUGAGAGUAAAGCUGAGGCAGAAGCUGAAGGUGAAACAGAAUCUGAAACUGAAGGUGAAACCGAGGCUGAAGCUGAAGGGGAAACCAAAGGUGAAGGUGAAAUAGAGGCUCAAGCUGAAGGUGAAACUGGUGCUGAAGCUGAAAAAGAAACCAAGGCUGAGGCUGAAGGUGAAACAGAGGCCAAAGCUGAGGGUGAAACCGAGGCCAAGACUGACGGUGAAACAGGGGCCAAGACUGAAGGUGACACAGAGGCCACAGCUAAAGGUGAAACCAAGGCCGAAGGUAGGGGUGAAACCGAGGUGGACGAAGGUGGAACUGAGGUUGAAGCUGAAGGUGAAACAGAGGCUGAAGCUGAAGGUGAAGGUAAGGCCGAAGGUGAAGAUGAAACAGCGGCUGAAGCUGAGGUUGAAACAGAGGCUGAGGCUGUAGAUGAAGCUGAGUCCAAGGCUGAAGAUCAAACAGAGGCAGAAGCUGAAGAUGAAACUGAGGCUGAAUCUGAAGGUGAAACUGAGGCCGAAGCUAAAAGUGAAACUGAUGCUAAGGCUGAAAGUGAAACAGAGGCUGAGGCUGAAGGUGAACCCAAGGAUAAAGCUGAGGGUGAAAGUAAGACAGAAACUGAGGGUGAAACAGAGGCCGAAGUUGAAGGUGAAACAGAGGCCGAAGCUGAAGGUGAAACAGAGGCCGAAGCUGAAGGUGAAACUGAGCCAGAAGCUGAGGGUGAAACUGAGGCCAAAGCUGAAGGUGAAACAGAGCCAGAAGCUGAGGGUGAAACUGAGGCUGAAGCUGAAAGUGAAACAGAAGCUGGAGCUGAAAGUGAAACACAGGCCGAAGCUGAAAGUGAAACAGAGGCCAAAGCUGAGGGUGAAACAGAGGCCGAAGCUGAGGGUGAAACAGAGGCCGAAGCUGAAGGUGAAACAGAGGCCGGAGCUGAAAGUGAAACAGAGGCCGGAGCUGAAAGUGAAACACAGGCCGAAGCUGAAAGUGAAACUGAGGCUGAGGCUGAAGGUGAAAGAGAGGCCGAAGCUGAAGGUGAAACUGAGGCCGAGGCUGAAGGUGAAACAGAGGCCGAGGCUGAAGGUGAAACAGAGACAGAAGCUGAAGGAGAAACUGAGGCUGAAGCUGAGGGUGAAACAGAGGACAAAGCUGAAGGUGAAACAGAGGCCGAAGCUGAAGGUGAAACAGAGACAGAUGCUGAAGGUGAAACGGAGGCUGAAGCUGAAGGUGAAACAGACGCUGAAGCUGAAACAGAGGCUGAAGCUGAAGGUGAAACAGAGGCUGAACCUGAAGCUGAAAGUGAGGCUGAAGCUGAAGGUGAAAUAGAGACAGAUGCUGAGGCUGAAUCAGAGGACAAAGCUGAAGGUGAAAGUAAGGCUGAAGCUGAAGGUGAAACAGAGGCCGAAGCUGAAGGUGAAACAGAGACAGAUGCUGAAGCUGAAACAGAGACAAAUGCUGAGGCUGAAUCAGAGGACAAAGCUGAAGGUGAAAGUAAGGCUGAAGCUGAAGGUGAAACAGAGACAGAUGCUGAAGAUGAAAUGGAGGCCAAAGCUGAAGAUGAAACAGAGGCUGAAGCUGAAGGUGAAACAGAGGCCAAAGCUGAAGGUGAAACAAAGGCUGAAGCUGAUGGCAAAAGAGAGACAGAUGCUGAAGGUGAAGUAGAGGCUGAAGCUGAAGCUGAAACAAAGGGUGAAAAAGAAAGUGCCUCAGUGCCCAUCACCCCUGUCUCAGAAGCUGAAAGGUCUGAAGCUGUUCCCCAGAGACCUUCUGGACUCAAUCGAAAAGCAUCCACUUCCUCCAGCAGCUCUAAUCCUGGAGUGGGACAGUCACGUAUCAGCUCUCUAACCCCUCGAACUUUCGAUCAAACUCCAGAGGAGCCGAGAGCCGUAAUAAAACCAGAGGAGUCGGAGGAGCUCACACCUCCCAAACUGAUCACCAAAGAGUCAGAUCUGUCUCAGCCAGACUCACAGGAGUCUGUAUCUCCUAAGAUUAUCGAUCAAGACUCUGAAUUGUCCCUGCCAACCGCUGGAAAGACUAAACGGCCCCCACUUACCAAAGAGGAGUCUGUCCGUCCGUCCCCGACUCAGACUGACCCUGAAAAAGUCCGGGUCAAAACAGAGCGGUCAGAGCCGAGGCUCACUGGGACAGCAGUCUCUGAGAAACCUGAGAGAGAAGGCUGGAGUUAUGAGACCACAAGGGCUUCUGGGAAAAAGGAGGAAAAGGAGGAUGAAGACGGUGAAGAAGAGAAGGAAAGAGAAAGAAAGAAAGGGCUUCUGAAACUCUUGAUCUCAGGAGAGCCCCAGGCCAGACAGUUGUUUGGGAUCAUAUACGAUGAUUUCAAAGACUGUGAGUGCUACGGCCACUCCAACCGCUGCAGCUACAUAGACUACCUGAACAUCGUAACGUGCGUCAGCUGCAAGCACAACACCAGGGGCCAGAACUGCCAACACUGCAGACUGGGAUACUUCCGCAACGCCUCUGCCGAGCUGGAUGAUGAAAGCGUCUGCAUUGAGUGUAACUGCAACCAGCUGGGCUCUCUCCACGACCGAUGCAACGGCACAGGAUUCUGCCAGUGUAAAGACGGUGCUACCGGGCCCAAGUGUGACGACUGUUUUCCAGGAUACUACUGGAAACAAGGAUGUUACCCUAACAUUUGCGACGAGGAGAUGCUCCUGUGCCAGAAUGGAGGAACAUGCUACCAGAACCAGAAGUGCAUCUGCCCUCCAGAGUAUAAGGGGGUGUUAUGCCAACAGUCCCGCUGCGAGGGGGGCAAGGACUGCAACGCUGCCUCUUCCUCCCACCUCCCCAUGGCCACCCUGCUGCUGUGCACUCUGCUAUCCCACCUCCUGGCCACAUUAACUCCCCACUGAGCCACAACCCCCUCGACCAAGGAGUGAGUGUGUGUGUGUAUGUGUGUGUGUGUGUGCGUGUAUGUGUGUGUGUACAUAUGCGUGUGUGUGUGAGGCGAGGGCUGACCCAGAGUGGGUAGGGCCACCCCAGUCACGGACCCGAAGAAUACACUGCGGCACACGCAGACACACAUCAACACUAACUACCCGAAAUCCAACUCCCAAACAUACACACACACACACACACACACAGGCAAACCCAUGCAUUAACACUUACUCUAUCUCUCUCUUUCACACACACACACACACACCUCACAGGACUGUUAUGUUACUGAGUGUGUGCUCAGGUGUGAGUGUCUAACAAGAGAAGGACAAACAGAAAAGGGGAGUGACCUCGGAGAAACCAGAUGCGGACGGAGGGGGGGAAAAAAAUUCAUACCAACCAACCACUGUCUCUUUCCCUUUAUUCCAGAGCUGGAGCAAUGUGCAUCAUACCAAAAAGCAUAAACAAAAAGAAAACACUUAAGUCACUACUGUUUCACUUCAAAGGGAAUGGCUGUUUUAUCACAAGGACUUUUUUUUUUUUUAUUUCAUUUUAUUUGUUUUUUGUUUUUUUUUUCUCGAUUGAGUUGAGGAUCUCACCUCUGGAAAGGCUGUUCUUUCUGACGAGUGACUUGUGCAGUUAGACUUAGCGAGAGGAGGAGACAUGUUGACACUUGAAGGACGGGUGGGAGGCGGGGUGUGUGUUUGAUCCUGCUGCUGAGGCCUACAUAGUAAUAUUAACCAGGUUUCAUUUCUUCUAAAACGAUGAGACUUGAGUUUCACACUUCUUCUAUUUCUGCUGCAUUUUUUUUUUAUUAUUAUUAUGAUUAUAUCUUCUGUCAUUGUAUCUAAUGUGCCCACUAACAGUCGCUGAGAUUAUACAUAUUAUAAUAUCCAGAGGGUUAUGAAUAAUAAAAAUUUAGUCACUAUUAUGGUUGUUAUAGGAAUGAGUGAUUGUUGCCACACUUAGCGAGAUUUUAUCUUCACACAGUAUUCAGGAAGCAGAAUUUAACUUAUCAGAAGUCUAAAAGAGAGAAAAGAUAUUGACAAAGUAUCAAUAUUAUAUGACAUUAUUUGAAUAUUUUUUGUAGAAAUUAUUUUUGUUUGGAGUUACAAUAAAUUAUAACAAAUUACAUUUACAACUAUUACAAAUGAGCAUUUUAUUACACUGAGUGUAAACCUUACAGUAAAUAUGACUGUUAUUUGCCCUCGCUUGGAUUAUUGAUUCAAUCGGUGUCCACGAUAACAUGCUGUUGCCACUGUUGAGUGAGCUCUUUGUUUUUCUGUGAGGUGGGGGAUCGAAAAAGCCGGGACAACAGGACCGCCACCAAGUCGUUCAUUAGUUUUAUUUCACUCUGUCAGGACUUGGUGUUGUAUGACCAUGGUGCGUAAAGCGGCCUUUAGUAUUUCAGGUUGAAACCCAAGAGUCUGACAAUCAUGAGGAGCCUGUGCUUCCCUGUCAACACAAUAUAAACUGCUUAAUUUUGACUAAAGUUGCAGGGAGCUUUUAUAUUUUGAAAAUGUCACUUGCACAAACAAGCAAAGGGGGCUAAUUAAAACUCUUAUAAAUUAUACAAACAGCAGAAAUACGCUGACUCACGGCGGUCCACAGAGACAGAGCGACUCUUCCUGAAGCCAAGUGUUCUCAUCUUUCGCUCUCCUCCAGAUCACUGAUCAGUAUUUGCAAGGUUGUUCUGGUGGCACGCCGGACUUUGGCGAUGUCCUUCAUAGGCAAGUUUUACGAGCAAACCUCCAACAACAAACAUUUCACAGAGAACGGCUCCUUUGCUGAGUCAGCCCAGGUUACGCUGUGGGUAAAGAGACACAGAAGAAUGCCGCAUUACAACAGCACAUCUAAGAUAUAAGCAAGACUGAAGCUGUGGGGGGAUGACAAGACAGAGAAGCUGGCAUGACUCUUUUCUUUGUGAGCUGGUGGUGGCAGUAUUAGCUAUUCUGUCUGUGGGACUCAUCCCCUCCAUCUCUCAGGAUCUCUGUGAUGGAGCCACUGGUGUCACGAACUGAGUCUUGGGGGAGAAUAGUUUAUGAUUGUGGCGCACUGUGAGAUGAUGUGAAGGCACAUAUUUCAGUGUAGAAUAAAGAGCAAGUAGUAUGCAUAGCCACAUCUAUAGUAGUGCAUGCAUUACGGUUAAUGACUCCGAGAUGAAUGAUUAUGCUGUGAUGUGCAGAGAAAAAUGUCAAGCACAUGCAUCAGACCGAGGGGGAACCUGACAGAGAUAAGGUGCUUUUGAGAAAUGUUACAUGAAAAAAAAAAAAAAAAAAAAAAAAAAAAAAACGUGAUGAUGGACUGAAAAACAAGUCAGUGUUGUAAUCUACCUUUUUCCACCGAGUCUCUCAAAAUAACUUCACUCAAUUCAGACAUUAAAAUUCAAGCACACCAAAAAAAGGCAGGUUUUCUGUUGAAAUAAAA
Molecule: messenger RNA, 7858 nt
Organism: Myripristis murdjan (pinecone soldierfish)
Lineage: Eukaryota; Metazoa; Chordata; Actinopteri; Holocentriformes; Holocentridae
Gene: ntng2b
Product: netrin g2b
Exons: 15
Coding region: 961-5409 (1482 amino acids)
Biological process (GO): tissue development; animal organ morphogenesis; axonogenesis
Source: RefSeq, a predicted model, not a curated record